AUGGAAGAGAAAAUUAAAUUAUACAUAAAUGAUUUAAACUUUUUAGAAUUAUGUUAUUUAAUAGAUAAGGAAAAAUUAAAAAUUGAUACUAUAGCUGAAUGUAUAUGUUCUAAUAAUCUAUUAAUUAUUUCGAAAGUAUUAGAGAAAUGUGAAAAUCAUAAUUUAAAAAAAAAUAUAUUGGAAGAAUUAGAUAAUGAAAUUGUAAAGAAGGAUAAUAUAAAGAUUUUUUUAUAUAUAAAAAAUUAUGUCUUUCUUUUAUAUAAAAUCCUUCUUCUUUUUGAUAAAAUUAAUUUAGAAGUAAAUAAAAAGUUAUGUGAAUUUUUUCUUAUAUAUUCAUUAAAACUAAUUAUUUUUUAUAACGAAAAAGAAUUCAUAAAAAGUAUUCUUAUUGAUUUGAUUAUUAAUUUAGACUGUAAAAAAGAUACUUACGAUAAAUUAUUUUUAGGUAAACUUCAAAAAAACUUAUAUGACUUUUAUUGUUUCAUUUAUUUACCUAAUUUUAUUUUUUUAAAUUCUCUGUUAAUUUAUUUAUAUGCUAAUGUAAAAUAUGAUUUAAAUGAAAAUUUAAAAAAUGAAACAGUGCAACAAAUCUCAUUUGCUUUAAAAGAAAUUAAUAAUUUUUUUGAAAAUUUAGUCUGUAAAAAUAAGCAUAUAGAAGAAAUAAAUAACUUUCAAAAUUCGGAACAAUUUUUACAUAUGAACUGUUCUAACAGUGAUUUUUUAUUUGAUAGAGAAUGCUUAUAUGAUACCAUUAAUAAAACAAAUAUAAAAAUAAUUUAUAAAAAAUGCAACUUUUCUCUUUUGUACAGUUAUAUUCAAUUUUCAUUUAAUACAAAUAAAUAUUCAUUAGAUAAAAAUGAAUAUGAUAAAAAUUACAAUUUCAGAAAUAUAAACAUAAAUAACUUUCUGUUGUUACUUAAAAUUUUAUCUCCACAUUUUUUAUUAUGGGUAUCUAAAAUGGAAAACCAACAGGAAAAUGAAAAAAGAGAAGAUAAUAAUAUACAAAGUAUGAUUCCAAAAAAUGAAAAAACAGAUUAUUACUGUUUUAACUAUAUAUACAUAAUUAAUGAUUUUGAAGUUAACUAUCUUAGAGAGGCUAAUGAUUGCUUUUUUUUCUUUUUUUUUUCUUUGUUAUCCUUAAAUAAAAUCAAUAAAAAUUUGAAUGAAGACAUAGAUACUUUAAUGAAUAAUAUAAUAUAUAAUUAUCGUUCUUUUUUUGAACAAAGGUAUAGUUUUUUAGUGGAAUCAGAACCAAUUUUAUCUCGGAAGGUGAAGAAAAACAAUAAAAUAGUAAUUAUGGAAAUUACAAAUGUAGAUAAAAAGGCAAAUAAUGAAAAUGAAAGCUUGUGUGAAAGAAAAACAAAUCCUAACGAAAUAGAACAAGAAAUAAAUAAAAAUUAUGAAUUUUUUUGCAAAACUACUUCGGAUAUUUUACUUAAAAACUCCAAUCAAAUAUCUAUAAAAUUAAAAAGUUUAAUAAUAUGGGGAUAUCUAUAUUUUGAUGAUAUGGACGAAUUAAAUUUUUUUAAUUUAGUAAAUAUAUUUAUUUUUAAUGACAAGUUUACUUAUAAUAAAAGUGAAGAUAUAAAUGAAUUUUUAUAUAAAAAAAAUGACUUCUUUAUUUAUAAUUAUAAAGUUUUCAAAAACAGCUAUGAAUACAAGACUCUAAGUUUUAAGUAUAUGGAUACAUUUUCAAAUUAUAUUUCCUUUUUUAUUCUUAAUGUUAUUAUUAUAUUAGCUAAAAUUUACUUGUAUUCCAAUUUUACUCAAUUUGAGAAAAAAUUGGAGUGUAUUAAAAAAGAUUAUAAUGAAAAUGAAGAAGAAAUACAAAUAGUUAAUAAUCAUAAAAAUAUAAACUAUUUAGAUAAAAUAAUUAAUAAAGAAUAUAAAAAUAAAAUUAAAAAUUAUACAGAAAAUAGUAUAAAAAACAAUAUGAAAAAUUAUUUGAAAAGUAAUAUAAAAAUAGACAUAAAAGAUAAUAUAGAAGAUGAGAAAAUUAAAAUAAGUGAAGAUAUUAUUUCAGAUGAAACGAAAAAAAAUUUAAAUAAACUUUGUAAUGAUAUCAUGAAUUCAUAUUUUCAUUUUAAGGUUCAUUCUACUAAUGAAAAAAUAGAAAUUUUUUUUAAUGAAUUACUAUUUAUUUGUUUUAAAUUAAUUAAUUACCCUUUUAAAAAUGUUCAAAAAAUGUGUUUGUCUUCUAUUUCCUUGAUGAUAUCUAAGAUUAAUAUUCGUAAUUAUUUUAAUUACAUUAACAAAAAAGUGGAAGUAUUAAUUACUUUUAUAGAUGAUAAGUUUUAUGAUCAAAAUGAAGUUAUUAAAAACUAUAUUAAUAUAAAAUGUAAAGUUACAAAAUAUAUGAAUUUAAAUUUCAUUAAAUCAGUAGAAUAUUUAAUUCAUAUAUGCUUCUUAAAAGUAUCCAAUAGAGCAUUGUGCUCAAUAAUUGCCAAACAUAUUUUAGCAUGUUUUCAUUAUCAUCCCCAUUUAUUUUCUUUUGUUUUAUAUAAAUAUCUUAAUAUCAUUUUUUAUUUAAUGGAAACUAACAAUAUUAAUUUUAUAAUAAAUUCAUUGAAAUGUCUAUUUAUAUUAUAUAAAAUAAAUUCAAAAGAAAUGAAAAUUUACAGCAGUGAUAUAGUAUAUAGAUUACAUUUACUAUUUAAUAUAUUUUACGAAAAUAAUUUAAAUUUAUGUGAUAAUAAUACUUCUAAGUUUAAUGAAAAUUCAAUAAAUAAUUAUGAUGUUAAUUCUAAUAAUAUAAUAUCCUUUUUAAAGAAUUAUUUUUUUAAUGUUUCUCAAGUAGAAAAAAGUAAAAAGGAAAUGCUACUACACAUUAAGCUGAUAUUAUAUUGCAUAUAUAAUACUUGUUCUAAAAGUGAAUAUCUUAAAUUAAUUCAUAUUUUUUCAAAAUAUCCAGAACAAUUUAAAGAUUAUUCUAAAAAAUUUCAAGUUUUUUCAUCUUUUUGGUAA
Molecule: messenger RNA, 2964 nt
Organism: Plasmodium relictum
Lineage: Eukaryota; Apicomplexa; Aconoidasida; Haemosporida; Plasmodiidae
Product: conserved Plasmodium protein, unknown function
Exons: 1
Coding region: 1-2964 (987 amino acids)
Source: RefSeq, a predicted model, not a curated record